Molecule: messenger RNA, 1414 nt
Organism: Branchiostoma belcheri (Belcher's lancelet)
Lineage: Eukaryota; Metazoa; Chordata; Leptocardii; Amphioxiformes; Branchiostomatidae
Exons: 9
Source: RefSeq, a predicted model, not a curated record
AUGUUCGGGAGCAUCACCCUGCGCUGGUCCGGCUGGAGAGAUGACGACUCGGGGAUUGGAGAGUACGAGUACGAGGUGUUUAAACUCCGGCCGUUCGGGGACAUGCUGGGGAUGAGAGGACUGUCUCCUGUACCCGGACAGACAGGCACGGUUGGAGCGGCGGCAACACAGGCCAGCAUUCGCCUAACAGAACCGGGAGUGUACAGUAUAGUACUGACUGUUGAGGACGGCUGCGGGCCGAAUGACGGGAACUUCGUCAUCACACGGAGGUUCCUCAUCUAUGACGACAACAGUACAGUUCAGGCUGACACAUCCGGGCACCAUCCCAUGUGGGCGGAGUCAGCCUCUAACGUCACCGGAAGGGUGUGGCAAACCAACCUGCAGGACGCCUUGGGAAACGGACCACAGGUUGCUGUUUCGUGGCCGGACCACUUUUGCAACCAACUGCACAAACACAACAAGUUUCUAAACGCUAUAGAAGAACAUCCUUCGCCCAUCCUGCCUGGUUACGAAGAGCUAAUUGGCCAGCCCCCAGCUACCCGGUCCCGUGAAGCCAUCCCGAACGUGAACACCAUCCUGCUGUUCCAGACAGACUGGGCUGUGGACCAUCAGGGCGGGAGGAGUCUCAGCAGCCCGCCGGGAAACUGGCAGAACGUCACAGAUAUGACGGUAAAGCUGGAAUCACAUUUCAAACGGGUCCGAUGUAUCAUUAAUCCAGAAAGUAAUGAAAUCUCCCAAUUGUUAACAUGUAGCGAUGUGCACCUCGCGCAAAAUGAGAGGUGGCCUCUACCCGACCAGGAGUUCACGCCCGCCCGUGACAAGCUGUCGGCGGUCUGGCCCACACUGCGACACGGGCACUACAGGUGGAAGGUUGUCUCUGACGAGUCCAUACAGAACUGGGCUUAUGUUGCCUCCCGUCAUGCUCUGCGGUACUCUGAUUACGACUGCAGCGCCCCGCAGGUUUUGGCUUGUGGAGAAACUGAGGAAAACUUUGUUAACGUCCCAGGCAUAGAGUUACUACACGGCAGGAGGUACCACAUCUGUGUCCACGCUAACGCGACAGUUCUGCAUUUCGAGUUGUUCGACCAGAGCCUGGAUGAGGUAGAUUCCUGUUCUAUUGGCAUCACCGUGGAUCUUACCCCUCCACUACCGGGUCAGGUAUGGGUCAACCACAAGGACGGGCAGUUCCAGACAUCAACCUCAGAGAUGACAGUCUACUGGAACACGUUUCGUGACGUGGAGGAGCACGGCAUGUCGUCUCACCAUAGCGUUGUUCACAAGUAUGAAGUUGCUGUUGGUACCAGUCCCAAUGGUGUCGACGUUCAGGACUUCAUGGAUGUUGGUGUGACGAACAUGGCAACAGUACAUGGUCUCCGGCUGUUCUCUGGGCACACCUAUUAUGCAACUGUUAGAG